Erythranthe guttata (spotted monkey flower) is the source of this 1975-nucleotide messenger RNA. The record is from RefSeq and is a predicted model, not a curated record. Lineage: Eukaryota; Viridiplantae; Streptophyta; Magnoliopsida; Lamiales; Phrymaceae.
CAUUUCAUUCCACCGCUCCAACACUCGCCGCCGGAUGUCACCGCAGCUCCAACCCUCGCCGCCGCCGGACGCCGCCGCCAAACACCGCCGAACACCGCCGAACGUCGCCGAACACCGCCGCCGCUGAAUCCAUUGUUAUCAAGCCGCCGCCGUCUUUGUUGUACAAUGGAAGAACCACGUGAACCUCGUAUACCUCCGACUGUCUCGAACCGUAAGAAGAGGAAGGAAUUAUCCGAUUGAGGCAAGGGCAAGGCAAUCACGACCAAGAAAAAGACCACGACCAAGAAGAAGUUUGGAGAGGGUUCUUCCUCAAUGAAUCCGGUGCCAGCUCUACCUUCGACUAUAGAAGUUGGUGAUUCGAGCAACGAACCGGUCCGAGGUCCCGAGAUACCGGAAUUGUACACAAAUUUUGAUAAGCACAUUGCUUAUCAUAUUGUGAACGAAGGGCCAGAGCGCGGCUCAGAAUUUCGAAUUCGAAAUCACACAGGAACUUUGAAAGGCUGGGUGCCGACGCCGUUUAUUACAGAGGCAGUACAAAGAGCUGGAUUAAUGUUAGUUGUAGAAGCAUCGUACAACACUGUGGACGACCAUCUACUUAGAGCCUUCAUAGAGAGAUGGCAGCCAGCUACCAACACAUUUCAUUUACUUGUUGGAGAGAUGACCAUCACACUUGAUGAUGUGAGUACGUUGGUCGGUUUGCCAGUUGUUGGACGUACCGUAUCUUGCGAGCGUUUGAUCGGUGAUUCUAAAACGAAGCCCAGUAGUUUGAUGUUCGAAAUGCUAGGUGAGUACCCGGACGAUGUAGACAAGAAGAAAGCGGUGAAGAUGGAAUGGUUGAAGACUAUAUUUAGCGAGGUGACCACGAGAGAUAGUGCUGAUAAGAGGACAUACGCCAUUCGGGCGUAUUUGUUAUUUUUGCUCUCGUGUACUAUACUGUGCGACAAGACAGGCAACAUGGUAAGCGUGGAGUAUCUAAAUCUCGUCUCUGAUUUGGAUCGGAUCGGCGAGUAUGCUUGGGGAACUGCAUGUCUUUGCCGGUUGUACGAUGAGCUUUCGUCAGCCUCACAAAAAUCAACGAACUCGAUGGCUGGCUGGCUGACGCUCUUUCAAUCAUGUAUUUAUGAGCACUUUCCUUAUUUGGCGGGUGGCACAUUGAAGACGGAAUUCGAGGGGCCAUUAGCGAGCCGAUGGGAGCCUCAGUCAAAGACUACUUCAACGCCUGAACGAGCGUCGUACUUGCGAUCUCGAUUAGAUGAUUUGAUCCCCGAUCAGGUAAAAUACCAGUUUAAUAAUUUGUUAUUACUACUUAAGUAGGUUUCUAAAUCUAAUUUUUUAUUUAUUUUACUAGGUUUUAUGGUCACCGUAUACGGCUAUUCGUGAUCGUUUCCCGAUGCCAGAUUCUGUUUGGUUUAGUGGGAUGAUAUGUUGCAUGGACCAUUUCGAGGCAUAUCAUUCGGACAGAGUGUUGAGGCAGUUCAACCGGGUGCAAAUUAUUCCAGGUCGUGUAUACAUGUCAAAAGAUAUGUACAAAGCUCUAGUUAACAAAGGUCGAUCAGUCCAGAACUCAAUAUUCGCUGCGUAUGGCGAACGAUUCUCUGAUCGGUGGGAGGAGCAUUGUCUGGACGAGGAGUCGAGGUCCGUUGAAGUUGAACUCGGGGAGGCGGACACUUCGCCGGACUAUAUGAAUUGGUUCCGACCCAGAUGCAUGUUACAACUCAGUAGGGAGCCCAUCCACCUCGACCACAUGCGGAUCGACCUCGACCACGUGAAGCUCGUCCAGGGGGUGGUACCGAUAAGGAGGUCCAACUUUCAUAAAUUUUGGAGUUGGUGAAGGGUACACUUAGCGAGGUGCGGGGACUUACGCUCAUCCGACGCUCAUACGGUCAUGUCGAAACAAGCCUAUUUCAAUUUUUUUUUUCGAUAAUUUGAAAUUUUUAUUUUUUUUGUCCAAAAAUACUUAGAAUAUAUUUUUUAU